AUAAGUUGCAGCACUAGUUCCACCAUGGCGUUCGACGGCGAACGAGAUUUGGCACCAUUCAGUGUGUGCCAUGCCUGUGCCGCUCCGGCUUUGGCUCUCUGCAUCAAGGACGGUGCUGUUUCUGGUCCUUGCGACAGAAGCCUUUGACCAGGAAGGGGUCCGAGGAGCUCAACGAGCUUUGCGCUGGUGUGGUCCGACGUGCGGCGACAAACAGGAUCAACAGGUAGUGACCCCGGAGGGUCGAGUGCAUGUGCGCUACCCGGCAAGACCAUGGGAAAUGCUCAGAUAUGGUGUGACUACGGAGCUCCUUGAAGCUGGUCACCUGACAUGGCCGGGGAUGGCCAGGAUCUGGUCAGGCCUUGCAAAAGACUGGUCGACUGCGGUCUUCCACCAGGUCACACUUCAAGCCACAUCUGAGUGUUUUCCCGGUCAUCAAUUUCUGCGUUUGGCCAGUGCAGCCCAAGAAAUCGGAAUUCCUAGUGUCAAAGAGCAGGAAGAUUUGGUUGCAGAUUUGGUGCAAGAUGUUGCAGCCAUGGAGACCGCUCUGUGUGGGGGUUGGCCCAUUUUUGCUUUGUUAGCCCUUCUGGCUGGCCAGGAGUUGGCAGAUGGAACAGGCUUGAGUCCAGAAGUCCGCGGCAUGCCGCAAGUCACUGAAGUGAUGAACCAGCUAAAGCUCUGCACCUCCAAAGCUUGUCUUCAAGGUUUGCCACUGCUUGAGGUGCAGCGUUUUCAAUCGCUGGCGUUGCAUGGAUUUGGCACUUGUCCUCGAGGCUCUGUGAUGGCUUGGAUGGAUGAGUUGGACCCUGUCCCUGUGAUACCGCUCUGCGUGAGGAUUGACAAGGAUGUGGUGAGUGAUACCAUCAAACGCCAGGGCAAGUGGCCAGAGUGUUACGAGCUCUUCGGCAUCGUUGAGGUUGUUGGAUGGAAGGAUUGCGUAGUACUGGACGUAGGUGCAAACAUGGGCAGCUGCAGCAUGGUUUUGAUGAGAAGUGGCUUUCAGGUCAUGGCCUUUGAACCGCUGCCCAGCUCUGCGGGUUUGCUUCGUGCCAGCUUGCGCUUCAAUGAGGGCAUGAUGACGGAUCGUGACGCAGGCAAAGGCCCAUUUUCGGGCGUGGCACAAUUGGCAGUGGGCGAGCCAAGUGAGGCUGUCGUGGUGGAGGCCUACAACAAUUCUGGAGGCAGCUAUGUGACGUCACCUGUCAACCUGCAGAGCUGUAACCGCAGCAGCCACAAUUGUGAGAAGGCUCAAAGCGUUCACGUGGUUUCCUUGGAUGAGGUCCUAACGGCCUAUGGCAUCAACAAGGUGUGCCUUUUGAAGAUUGACACUGAGGGUGCAGAGCUCCGCGUACUUCGCAGCGCGCAGGAAUGGCUGAGAAAGCGGCUCAUUGGGGUGGUCUACUUUGAGUGGAGGCCGCUUCAAAGCAUUGACAGAGGGGAGGAUCCCUUUGAGAUCUUGAACUUUUUGGAAGCUUUGAAUUACAGGAUUUUUGCAUCCACACAGUGGUUCGCAGAUGACAAGGUCUUCUCAUUACCGUCAGUCCAGCAAUGGAUGUCUGUUCAGCGGGAACAGUGGGACGAGAUGUUGGAGAAGAAGGGGAACUUGUUGGCGUCCCCCAAGUGACCUGGAAGAUCUGGAAGAUCUGGAAGCGCCAAGCAGCCCUGCCCAAAGAUGGCAUGGCUGCAGAUUUGGCAGUGACGUUUCUGACGUUUCUUGCUUUGGAAUGUUUUGGAAAA
This is a messenger RNA of Cladocopium goreaui, 1734 nucleotides long. Lineage: Eukaryota; Dinophyceae; Suessiales; Symbiodiniaceae. The record is from the annotation of a GenBank genome assembly.